CAAAUUAGAAGACUCGGACACGUAUAUACUUAUGUUUGCCGGAUUUCUGAUGGCGACCAUCUUUGGCGGCAUCCAUUGUAUGGCUUGGUUUUUUGCCUUUCCUACAAAUUUGGAACGGCUCCUGUGGCGCAUCAGUGCCGUCGCUAUAACUUGCACACCCUGCCUUGAAAUUCUUUUUACCUUAGUUGGGAGAACACUUGAAUGGGACAUAAUAAUUGUUACUAUAAUUAUAUCUGCCCUGUUGUACGUUGUAUCUCGUGUUAUGCUCUUGGUACUUAUGUUCACGACAUUGCGCCAUCUUCCUCUUCACGCGUACAUGACGGUGUCGUGGAUUAGUUUGGUGCCGCACUUGUAGUUUGCUUACUUUCAUAUUUUUGGAAUCAUACUCAGCAUUAUACAGGCACUGUCAUAGUACGCAAAAAUUGUAUU
Messenger RNA from Suillus clintonianus, 429 nucleotides. RefSeq lists its product as uncharacterized. The transcript has a single exon. The record is from RefSeq and is a predicted model, not a curated record. Lineage: Eukaryota; Fungi; Basidiomycota; Agaricomycetes; Boletales; Suillaceae. The coding region runs from base 32 to 355 and encodes 107 amino acids.